This is a messenger RNA of Telopea speciosissima, 1159 nucleotides long. RefSeq names its product feruloyl CoA ortho-hydroxylase F6H1-3-like. The transcript is spliced from 2 exons. The coding region runs from base 56 to 1156 and encodes 366 amino acids. The record is from RefSeq and is a predicted model, not a curated record. Lineage: Eukaryota; Viridiplantae; Streptophyta; Magnoliopsida; Proteales; Proteaceae.
ACUAUAUACCAGGCCUCUAGGCCCUCAACUGUCUUCGUCUUCUAAUCUUUCCUAAAUGUCCUUCUCUUCCCAACACCCCAUUAUGGCUACGGUGAUCUCCAACUCAUCUGAGCUCAUGGAGUUUAUCGUCAAAAAAGGAAACGGAAUCAAGGGUCUUGCUGAGACUGGCCUAACUAGUGUCCCCAAACAAUACAUCCAACCCAUGGAGGAGAGGAUAGACAUUCACAACGUCAAAAUUGAGAACUCUAUUCCUGUGAUUGACAUGGCGAAUUGGGAUGACCCUAAGCUGGAUGACUUGAUCUGCGAUGCUGCAGAAAAAUGUGGUUUUUUUCAGGUUAUCAAUCAUAGGGUUCCUCUUGAUGUUUUGAAGAGUGUGAAAGAUGCAACUCAUAAAUUCUUUGGAUUGCCAGCUGAUGAGAAGUUGAAGUACACUAAAGAGAUGUCUCCAUCUAAAAAUGUUCGCUAUGGAACCAGCUUCAUUCCUCGAGCAGAGGUAGCUCUUGAGUGGAAAGACUACCUCAGUCUCUUCUACGUAUCAGAUGAUGAAGUUUCUGCCUACUGGCCCAAAGAGUGCAAGGAACAAGCGAUGGAGUUCAUGGAGAAAUCUGAACCUCUGGUGAAGAAGCUUUUGAAGGUUCUAAUGAAAAGGCUUAACGUGAAGGAUAUCGAUGAAGGAAAAGAGUUAUUGUUAAUGGGUUCAAAGAUGAUUAACCUGAACUAUUAUCCAAUUUGUCCAAACCCAGAGCUGACGGUGGGGGUUGGCCGGCACUCCGAUGUGUCAACACUCACAAUCCUCCUUCAAGAUGAUGUAGGUGGUCUAUACGUGAGAGGGAAUAGUGGUGAUAGCUGGAUAAAUGUUCCACCAGCUUCCAAUGGAUCUCUUGUCAUUAACGUUGGUGAUGCUCUGCAAAUUUUGAGCAAUGGUCGUUACAAGAGUGCAGAACACUAUGUUAUUGCUAAUAGAAGUAGGAACAGAGUCUCAAUUCCCUUCUUUGUCAAUCCAAGGCCCAAAGACAUGAUAGGUCCUUUACCUGAAGUGCUAGAGAUUAAUGGAGAGAAACCAUUAUAUAAGCAAGUUCUGUAUUCUGACUAUACUAGGCACUUCUACAGGAAAGCCCAUGACGGGAAGAAGACCAUAGACUUUGCUGUAAUUUGAUAU